Molecule: messenger RNA, 9883 nt
Organism: Aethalodelphis obliquidens (Pacific white-sided dolphin)
Lineage: Eukaryota; Metazoa; Chordata; Mammalia; Artiodactyla; Delphinidae
Gene: RUBCN
Product: rubicon autophagy regulator
Exons: 22
Coding region: 346-3369 (1007 amino acids)
Biological process (GO): negative regulation of endocytosis; negative regulation of autophagosome maturation
Cellular component (GO): late endosome; early endosome
Molecular function (GO): phosphatidylinositol phosphate binding
Source: RefSeq, a predicted model, not a curated record
ACAUUGCACCCGCUGCUCUGGCCGCUCUCGAGGGGCCGCUGUUUUAGCAGUUAGCCUUUCCGCCCAAAUUAUGCUGGACCCUGAACACCUCAGAAUCACAUGCCUUAAAUGAGAUCAUGUUCCUCCGUGCCCUUCGAGUCCCUCCUGCUCCAGAAAGGCCCCCUAAGCUUUGGUACACACGAACAUUUCACACCCCACUGCAGCGCAGCCCCAGAGGCUGCGAGCGUGGACUGCAGAAUCUGCGCCCCAGCUCCCCUCUUCAUCGCCAGCACGCGGAGCGACACGUCCGGACGCAAAGCAGAGGCUGCACUGAUACUUCUUGCGUCAGCAUACUAAUAAAAGUAAAUGUUAACGUUUCCCGUAUCUGUACCACUUCUCAGCCGGCGCUCUCAAAACAUUUUGCACGGUACCUUAUUAAGACAUCACCUUCCCUCGGGAGAGCGGAGGGAGCACUGGCAGUUGCUGGGUAAUUUGAAGACUACUGUGGAGGGUUUAGUAUCAGCUAACAGCCCCAAUGUCUGGUCCAAGUAUGGUGGCCUGGAGCGGCUUUGCAGGGACAUGCAGAGCAUCCUCUAUCAUGGGCUCAUCCAUGACCAGGUGUAUUGCCGCCAGACUGAUUACUGGCAGUUUGUGAAAGACAUCCGCUGGCUCAGUCCCCACUCGGCCCUUCAUGUGGAGAAGUUCAUCAACUUGCAGGAGAACGGCCAGAGCAGCACUGACGGCAUGAGUGAGCGUGCCGUUGCGGAGCUGUGGCUGCAGCAUAGCUUGCAGUGCCACUGUCUCUCAGCCCAGCUCCGACCUCUGCUGGGGGAUAGACAGUAUAUCAGAAAAUUCUACACAGAUACUGCUUUCCUGCUAAGCGACUCCCAUGUCACGGCCAUGCUCCAAUGCCUAGAAGCAGUGGAACAGAACAACCCUCGUCUCCUGGCUCAGAUUGAUGCAUCUAUGUUUGCCAGAAAGCAUGAGAGCCCGCUGCUGGUGACAAAGAGCCAGAGCCUGACAGCUCUGCCUGGUUCCACGUACACCCCUUCAACCAGUUAUGCUCAGCAUUCCUAUUUUGGGUCCUUCUCUAGCCUCCACCAAUCCAUACCCCAUCAUGGCUCAGAAAGAAGAUCUACUUCCUUUUCACUCUGUGGCCCAUGCCAGAAACCUCAAGAAAGCAGAGGACAUGUCUUGCCAGCAGAGGAUCAAACCGUCCAAGCCCCUCUGCUUCCAAUCUCUGCAUUAGCCGGGGACUCCCCCUCGACCCCAAAUGAGAUGAGCUCCAGCACUCUGACCAGCCCCUUAGAAGCACCCUGGGUCAGCAGCCAGAAUGAUUCCCCAAGUGAUGCCAGUGAGGGGCCUGAGUACUUGGCCAUUGGCAACCAGGACCCCCGAGGCCGGACCGCCAGCUGUCAGAGUCACAGCAGCAAUGCUGAGAGCAACAGCUCCAAUUUGUUCUCCUCCAGCAGCUCCCAGAAGCGAGAUUCUGCUGCUUCCUCUCUAGGGGACCAAGAGGGAGGUGGGAAGAGCCAGUUGUCCAAUGUCCUUCGCAGGUCUAGCUUCUCAGAGGGGCAAACACUCACUGUCACCGGUGGAACAAAGAGGAGCCAUACUCGCUCCCAUUCGGAUACCAACAUUGCCUCCAGAGGAGCCCCAGAAUCCUGCAGUGAUAAGUCGAAGUUGAGAGGCCCCUUGUCCUACUCUGGUCAAAGCAGUGAAGUCAGCACACCCAGCUCUCUGUACAUGGAGUAUGAGGGCAGUCAGUACCUGUGCUCAGGAGAAGGCAUGUUCCGAAGACCAUCAGAGGGACAGUCCCUCAUCAGCUACCUGUCUGAGCAAGACUUUGGCAGCUGUGCAGACCUGGAAAAGGAAAAUGCCCACUUCAGCAUCUCAGAAUCCUUGAUUGCUGCCAUUGAGCUGAUGAAGUGCAACAUGAUGAGCCAGUGCCUAGAAGAGGAGGAAGGGGAGGAGGACAGUGACAGGGAGAUCCAGGAACUGAAGCAGAAGAUCCGCCUUCGUCGCCAGCAGAUCCGCACCAAGAAUCUGCUCCCUGUGUACCAGGAGACUGAGAAUGGAAGCUUUCGGGUCACUUCCAGCAGCUCCCAGUUCAGUUCACGUGAUUCAGCACAGUUCUCUGACUCUGGCUCUGCUGAUGAGGUUGAUGAAUUUGAAAUCCAAGAUGGUAGUGAAGGAUCUAACCUGACUCACAUGUCAAAGAAUGGACUCUCAGUAUCAGUGGCCUCGCUGUUUUCAGAUGCUGACAUCAGAAGGAGCACACUCUCAAACAACAAAUCAUGUGUUUCCUCCCAGUCCUUCUCUCACUGCUUCCUACACUCCACGUCUGCUGAGGCAGUGGCCAUGGGGCUCCUGAAGCAGUUUGAGGGGAUGCAGCUCCCAGCCGCCUCAGAGCUAGAGUGGCUUGUUCCAGAGCACGAUGCCCCUCAGAAGCUCCUGCCCAUCCCUGACUCACUGCCCAUCUCACCAGAUGACGGGCAGCAUGCUGACAUCUACAAGCUACGUAUUCGUGUUCGAGGCAACCUGGAGUGGGCCCCACCCCGGCCUCAGAUAAUUUUUAAUGUUCAUCCAGCCCCAACGAGGAAAAUCGCUGUGGCCAAGCAGAAUUACCGCUGUGCAGGAUGUGGCAUCCGGAGUGACCCUGAUUACAUCAAGCGGCUGCGGUACUGCGAGUACUUGGGCAAGUACUUCUGUCAGUGCUGCCACGAGAAUGCCCAGAUGGUUAUCCCCAGCCGAGUUCUGCGCAAGUGGGACUUCAGCAAGUACUACGUCAGCAAUUUCUCCAAGGACCUGCUCAUUAAGAUCUGGAACGAUCCUCUCUUCAAUGUGCAGGACAUCAACAGUGCCCUCUAUAGGAAGGUCAAGCUGCUCAAUCAAGUCCGGCUGCUGCGGGUCCAGCUGUGUCACAUGAAGAACAUGUUCAAGACGUGCCGACUGGCCAAAGAGCUUCUGGACUCCUUUGACACAGUUCCAGGCCACCUGACAGAGGAUCUCCACCUGUACUCGCUGAAUGACCUGACUGCAGCCAGGAAGGGAGAGCUGGGGCCCCGGCUCGCUGACCUCACCAGGGCGGGGGCUGCCCACGUAGAGCGAUGCAUGCUCUGCCAAGCCAAGGGCUUCAUCUGUGAGUUCUGUCAGAAUGCGGAUGACAUCAUCUUUCCCUUUGAGCUCCAUAAGUGCCGGACCUGUGAAGAGUGUAAAGCGUGUUACCAUAAAGCUUGUUUCAAGUCUGGAAGCUGUCCCCGCUGUGAGCGGCUGCAGGCCCGGCGGGAGUUGCUGGCCAAGCAGAGCCUGGAGUCCUACAUGUCAGACUCUGAGGAAGAACCCACCGAGGCCUUGGCCCUGGAGGCCGCCAUCCUGGAGACCACCUGAAGAAAGUCUAAAAGAAGAGUUGUAUGUGUCUCUCUUAACCACUGGAAGCCCUCAACCACAGAGCUAACCAAAAGAAACUCCUGACAAGGUGAAAAGCAAGAAUGAGGCCUGCAGAGGUAAAGGGAAAAACAGAACUUCCCCUUUCUCUCUCUUUCUCUACCUCCCUCUCUCUUUCUUUCUUCCUUAUUUAAUAUUUAAAUGUAGUUUUCUGAUACAUUCAACAUGCUUAAAAUCCACAGAAAGAUAUACAAUGAAAAGUCCCUCCCAUUUCUGUAGCCAUGUGCCCUGUUUCUGCCUCACCCCCUUCGGUAGCCACUCGUGACUUUCCUUUUUAUCCUUACAGAGUUUCUUUAUGCAAAUACAAGCAAAUUAUUUAUAUAUAUAUAUAUAUAUAUAUAUCCUAUUCUUCACACUUCUUUAAAAACUAGCAUACUGUAUACACAUUUCUGUCUCUUGUUUUUUUUCUCCCUAACAGUAUAUCUUAGAGAAUUUUCUUUAUCACUACAUGAAGAGUUUCUAUAUUCUUUUUUAUAGCUGUACAUUUUCCAUUAUAUGGAUAGAUUAUAAUUGAUUCAACCAUUUACCUAUUGAGGGACAUUUAAGUUGUUUCCAAUCUUUUACUAAUACAAACAACGCUACAGUGAAAAACCUGGUCAUAUGUCAUUUCACAUGGGUGCAAGCAUAUCCGUAGGAUAAAUUAUCCAAAGUGGAAUGGCUGGCACAAAAGAUUCGUGCAUUUGUCAUUUUGAUAAAUGUUCCAGAUUGCCCUCCAUAGUGGGAAUAAGGAGAUUGGAGCAGUGGGAAGGACAGAAAGCAUUACUGUGGAGUCAUACUCCCCUGCCUAAAACUCACCAGUAUUUCUCUCCCCAUAAGAUAAAGUUUGGUUUCUUCUCCUGGCAUGUAAAGGACCUUCAAUACAUGACCACACUUUAGCUUCAUGGCCUGAUCUCCUGCCAUUCCCUGAACUACUAGCGGUUUCCUAAAUACACCUUGAUCUUUCCUCUUUUAAAAAACUAACUCAGCUAUAUCACAGCGUUCCCUGCCUGCAUUCUACUGUACCCACCCACUGUGAGCCCUUGGCACUCUCUCUAAACCUCCUGUUAGAGCACUUCUCACACAAUCUUGUUAUUUAGUAUUUUCCCAAAUAGAACAAACAAACAAGUAAAUGAAUGGAGUGAAUGAAUGGAUGUAAGGAAUUGCCUGUUCUAUGUGGAGGCAAGUGGACAGAUGAAAUGACCCUUCGAGGGUCUUUCCUGACAAGGAUUGCCUUUGCUACAGCAGUGGUCUUUCCUGUCCUCUUUAAUCACCCUAAGCUCAUUAGUGUUCCCUCUGCAAAAUCCCAAUGAUAUCCCCAAAGACCCCACACGAGCCCUUCCAAAUUAAGCCAGAAGAACCCAUGCUGAGGUCUUAGGCAGAAAGGAGGCCCUGACAGGGUCAACCCAUAUUGGGGUCCUGUAGUCAGAUGAAUUUAGUCAGUUUUCCUCUUUGCCACAUGGAUCUCUGUAAUGACUGUUCUUCACCUUUUUACUACAGCAGGAGCAGAUCUGAUUUCUUCCAACCAAAAGAGCCUGAGCUCACACAAAUCUGAGAUGAAUAUGAAGCCACCUGACCCUGGGGCUCUCCAGUCUCACUGCACAAUUUGUCUUUAGGGUGUCCCUGCUGUUUUUCCCCAGAUCAGGGAUCCACAGAGGACUCUACUACAGACCAUUCUGUGCGUACUCAUGCCUUCAGAGUCUGUGUGGGUUCAACUAUUCAUAACAGUUGGGUUCAACAAAUAGACAUGACCCUUCCUGGAGAGUGAGAAAACCACUUGGGAAACAUUCUGUUCUUGAUAGUUUUUCCCUCUCUGCCUGUCAGUGGGAACCAGAAUGAUCAGAAGUACAUUGUAGGACAUGGGACAGGAUUGUUCUGACCUUGCCUCUGAUUACGUCCCGUCUUAGCUUUCUUAUCUCUUUUCUUGCCAGCAAAUAUCUACAGUGAUUACUUUCCCAAAUCUUGAAGUGAUGAAAAUGUCCUCAUCUCCCUUCUCCUCCCUCAGCUUUGUCUGCGACUGUUUCUGUUUUGUUUUGUCCAGCAGCCAUUAUUAGAGUAGAUAACAUUCCAAAUGUACUUCACUCACUUUAUUAUUAAACUGUCAGCUUUUCCUUGCCGGGGACUAAACCAGGAGAUACAAAGAUAUUUCUAUGUCCUAAAAAUACCCUAGGUAUUUAAAAAUUGUUAUGUCUACAAGGUAAGCUUAGAGAAGAGUGAUAAAGCUAUGUGAAAAGCUGCUGAAGUUGAUAGAAUAUCCAAAUGUUUUCCAAUCAGAGAUUUAAAAAAAAUAGCUUACAGUACAGAAUCUUUACUUGUUCUGAGGUUCUUUGUUUAUUACAAACUACGUGUGGUUCACAGGAAGCCAAAGCUUGAUUUCCAGCAAGUUCUCAAACCUCUCUUCUCAACAUUUAACUUAGACUUGAAAUCUUCAUAGGCCAAGAGUGAGAAGACUGUUCAGCAGGGGAAAAAAAAAAAAAGGGGCUACUGAGUUACAUUGCCAGCCCAGCAUUCAUUCAUUCAUUUAUUUAUUCAUUCGUCUGUCCAUCCAUCCAUACCAAAUAAACAUCUAUUGAAUAUAUACUAUGUUUCUGUAUUCCAGACACCAGGCCAGAUCUGGAAUACAAAGAAUCAUAGAACAUUGUUUCAAAAGAUGUUUACAGAAGCAUAAUUUAUGAGAGUACAAAGUUAAUGGAAAAUAUCCAAAAGUAGAUGCGAUCAUUAACAUGAUGGUUAUAAAGACCAGGAUGGUAACAUGAAAAAAAACCUUAUAACACAAUGUUAUAUGAAACAAAAGAGAAAAAGUUUAUGUCAAAUAUUUAUGAGUCCAUACUAAUAAAUAAAGAAUUGAAUAAAUAAAUAAAUUGGGAAGAAGAGACAAAUCUUCCUGACAGAAUUCCAAACAAUAUAUGUAAAUCCUAUGCCCCUCCAGGAGGUGGAGCUUAAUCCCCUCUCCCCAUGAGGGUGGACUGGAAUUAGUGGUUUGCUUUUAAAAAAAGAGCAUGGAAAUGGAGAAAUAGCAGCUGUACAGUGGACAAAGCUGGCCAACAUUACCUUAACCAAGUGAUCAAGGUUAACAUCACCAGGGGUGCCGUUUGGAUAUUAUGCACCCCUGUGAUGAGAUGGGCACAUCGCCACGUGGUAUUCUUUCCAAAAAUCCAUUGCCCCAGUCUAAUCAUGAGAAAAAACAUAACACAAACCCAAUUUGAGGGACGUUCUACAAAAUACCUGAACAGUACUCCUCAAAACUAUCAAGGUCAUGAAAAACAAGAGACUGAGUAACUAUCACAGACCAAAAGAGCCUAAGGAGACAUGACGACUAAAUGCAAUGUGCUAUCCUAGAUUGGAUCCUGGAACAGAAAAAAGGACAUUACUGGCAAAACCGGUAAAAUCUGAAUAAAGUCUAGAGUUUAGUUAAAAGCAAUGUACUAUGUUGGUUUCUUAGUCUUGAAAGAUGUAAGAUGGUGACAUUAGCGAAAACAAAUUGGCUGAGGGGUAUAUAAGAACUCACUGUCUGCAACUUUCCUAUAAAUCUAAAAUUGUUCCAAAAUAAGAAGUUUACACAUAGGCAAGUAUAUAUACCCCCUUAUUGCAAUUAUAGAAAAACAUUCAUGGAAGGAAAAAUACACAUGGGAAGAGAAGGAGAUACAUAAAAGUAAGUGUAGCUCUGCAGAAAUGAUGGAACUAUGGAGUGAUUUUUUUCCUUUUAUCUGCCUAUUGAAAUAUCUGUAAAGUGGUCAUAUUAUUUUUUAUAAUUUAAAGAGUUCACUUUGGUUUGGUUUUAGGGAAAAAAUUCUUUCCCUUGAAAUGCAGAGGGAAUGUACAAAAGUAUAUAGACACUGGAGGGGGGGGGGUCAAGAUAGCUAUUGCUUUAAAAUACCCCCAAAUAUUAUUCUGCACAAGAUGUGCUGACCCACGUUGGCCCAGAAAACAUGGAGAGCUCCUUCCUUCUUUCUUUUUCUUUUUUUCCUUCCAGUUUUGUCCUUCCUUCUCUAUCUCCCCACCUCAUGUGCAGUUCCUCUGAGAACUGGUGCCUCUGUCCAGCCCUUCUGUCCUGAGAGCACACAGGGAGAGGACACCUUGGAGUUUCCAUAAGAGCCAGGGACAGAGACAAGGCUGGUGGGAAUCAGGAAAACCCUCUUGAGGUUUUAGAAUGGAAGGUCCAUAUAAUGACCAUCUGGACAGUUCUCCAGAGGCUUCUAGGAUUCCAGCUAUUCCAGAGACUACAAACAGCACUAUUUGACUCUGGCAUGGAGCUCCCAUCAGCACCCGUGAGCAGAAGCCACUCCUUCAUUUGCACUUACUUGCCCAUACCUUACCCCUUUUGGACCCAAGUAGAAGUAAAGUCUUUAAAGGCAAAGAGUUUACCAGCUAGACAGAAAUACUUAUCCAGCUUGCCUUCUUUCCAUAAUAUGCCAAAGAUCCCAGAGAACAGAUAGAUAGAGCAAGCCUGCUUUUUAGUUCUUAAUUAACGUCACCCACCCACCCCAAAAAAAUGACCAGAAAUAAGUUCAUUUUUUUUAAACCUCUGACCAAGGAGUGGGCACAUGGAUCAAGCUGGAUUGCCUGAACUCUUUCCCUAGUCUUGGAACCUUGAGCAAAUAAGACAAUGACCAAAAAAGUAAGUGGGCUGGCGCUUUCUCAUUCUAGCAUGGUGAAGAGACUGUCAUUCCUCUCUCCUGGAUUCCGGGGCCGCCAGUUUCCUAUCCUGUUCUGAGUCCAGUUUUUUAGCUUAACCUUCAAAUCUUUUUAGUACAUUCCUUUUUCUUAAGUUAGCAGGAGCGAGAUUCUGUUGCUGGCAAGCAAAGAACCUUGGUAUAGGCAGUGAAAGGGCCACAGUGACAAAUUAUGCAAUUAAAUAUUGGCUUUACUUGUCUGACUUAAACUGAUCCAGAUCAUGGAUGUGUGAUUCUUUUCAUCUACCAUGUAAAUGACUCAGUGCUUGGAUGCAGUUCCUGCCCUUUAGGAAUUUACAGUUUCGUUAUAACAUAGGAUGUACACAAAUGAAAUCAUUACAUAUGGAUUUCUUACUGUGUGCUGAACACUAUUCUAAAGUUUUUACGUGUAUGACUCAUUUAAUCCUCCCAACUACACUAUGAAGUAGAUACCAUUAUCAUUUCCAUUCUAUAAAGAAGUAAUUGAGGCACAGAGAGUUUAAAUAACUUGCCCAAAGUGACAAAGCUAGUAAACAAUGGAGGCUGGAUCCAAAUACAGACAGUCUGGUUCCAAAAAUCCCACUCUUAACAACUAUGUUAUACGGGAAUGAAUGUUAAAGACAGAGUUCUGGAAGGUCAGAGAAGGGGGAGAUCAAUGUGGCCAGAGUGAUCAGGGGAGGCCUCGAGGGCCUGUUGGUUCUGGAGCUGGGUGGGAGGCAGCGUGGGAUUUAAUCUGAGAGGAGGGAGAAGGGCCUUUUGGGACAGAGAGGAGGGUCAAUGCAGCAGGAGCAAAAACACAAAGUGGAAACUGAAAACGUUGUUUAGACGACUAUGAGACAUACAGAGAAGGGGGUCUUUUGGAAAGCGUUCAAAGAACAACUGGAUAGUUAGCGGGGAGGUCAGACCAUAAAGGGCCUUGAAUGACAGGUCAACCACUAUGACUUUACUGUACAAUGAGGGCCCCUACAGCUUUUACAGGGAAUAACAUUUGGGAACAUUUUUUUGUUAUAGAAAAUUGAAAGCAUACACAAAGAUAUUGAGAGUAGAAUACUGAACCCCCGUGUAUCCUUUAUGCAGCUUCAGCAAUUACCAGCUCACAGUCAAUUGUGUUUCAUCUAUAUCCCCACCCUCUACCCCUAUCAAGAUUAUUUUGAAGCAAAUCUCAGACAUAUUAAUUCAUCUGUACAUACUUCAGUAUAUGUAGAAAAUCCCAAGGAAUCUAUUUUUUAAAAUCCUCCUAAAACUAAUGAGUUUAGCAAUGUAGCAGGAUAUAAGAUAAACAUACAAAAGUCAAUUGCAUUUCUGUAUACUAGCAAUGAACAUGUGGACACCAAAAUUAAAAAUACCAUACCACUUACUAAAAAAAGAAAGAAAAAGAAACACUUAGGUGUAAAUCAAACAAAAUAUGUACAGGAUUUGUACGCAGCAAGCACGAAUUUCGGAUGAAAGAUAUAGAAGAUCUAAAUGAAUGGAGAGGUAUAUUAUGUUCAUGGAUUGGAAGAGUCAACAUAGUAAAGAUGUCAGUUAUCUCCAAAUUUAUAUACAGACUUAAUGCAAAUCAUAUCAAAAUUUCAGCAAGAUUUUUUUGUUUUAUGGAUAAGGUUAUUCUAAAAUUUAUAUGAAAAGACAAAGGACAAGAAUAACAAACUAUUUUGAAAAAGAAGAAGAAAGUAAGAGGAAUCAGCCUACCCAAUUUCAAGACAUUAUAUGGUUACAGUAAUGAAGAACUGUGUGGUAGGGGCUUCCCUGGUGAUGCAGUGGUUAAGAAUCCGCCUGCCAAUGCAGGAGACACGGGUUCAAGCCCUGGUUUGGGAAGAUCACACAUGCUG